Messenger RNA from Corylus avellana, 964 nucleotides. RefSeq names its product WEB family protein. The record is from RefSeq and is a predicted model, not a curated record. NCBI's taxonomy places the organism in Eukaryota, Viridiplantae, Streptophyta, Magnoliopsida, Fagales, Betulaceae.
UCCUCCAUGCACAACAUUCCCACUUCCACCAUGGAAGAAGAACCCCAUUCUCUCCCUGAAAAUCAACCAACACUAGACUAUAGCUCCACCGUCGACACUUCCAGCCCCUUCCGCUCCGUCAAAGAAGCCGUAGCCAUCUUCGGCGAGAGGCUUCUUACCGGAGAAAUAUACUCUCCAAAACCAUAUAAUGCAAAUUAUGUUCCAAAGCAAGAAACUGCAUGGAAAUAUUUCUCACCAAGUCCCACUCCAAAACCUAAAGUAGAAGAUAAUGAAAACGUGCUUUUUGACACUCUAAAGAGGCUGGAGGCCGAGCUUGAGGAAACGAAGGUGGAGUUGAAGCUGUUGAAGGAGAGAGAGUCGGAAACUGAGGUUGCAUUGGCCUCGCUGAACGCUGAGCUUCACAAGAACAUGUCGAAGCAGGCCCAGGCCGAGGCGGCGGCUGCGGCAACGAGAGCGGCGGGUGUUGAGAGAGCAAAUAGCGGCAUAAGAGAGGAGGAGAGGAGGAGUGAGAUGAUGAUUAGGAUGGAGGACUCGCCCACUUUGGCUCAGAUAUUACGUCUUGGCGGGGAAGGAUAUUUUGGAGGGAAACAGGAGAGGAAGACGAUGAAGAAGAAGCCCAUUAUUCCUUUGGUGGGAGAUUUGUUUUCCAGGAAAAAAAGAUCUUCUAGUGCUCUGAAUAACCAUCUCUAUUCAUCUCCCCACUUGUAUCAUUGAAAUCGUAGACUCAAAGAUGGUGGUUGAUGCCGUGAAAUCGAUGGGGAAGAUGCCAGCAGACGAAGACAUCUAAUAGCUGAUCAUAUUCGAACUAAUCUGUAUGGGUUUCAGCAAUGGCAGAUGGUGCAUGUACGUAGAACUGCUAAUCGUGUAGCUCAUGCUCUGGCAAGGGUUGCUGUAAAGCAAGGUAUCGAAAGGAUGUGGAUUGGGGAAACCCCAGAUUGUAUUGCUACGAUUAUUGUCGCUGAGC